CACGUGUUGCUGAAGCUGCCGCCGAACUACGACACGGACGCGCUGAAGGCGGCGCUGAAGGGCGUCGCGGACGUGCGGCUCGAGACGGCGCUGCGGAAGAUAAUCCUGGCGGUCUUCGAACACCUCGGCGCCGCGGUCCCCUACUCCGACACGACCAUGAAGCUCAUCACUUCCACGCUCGGCGUCGCCCUCAUCGUCUCCUGCGCGUCCGCAUCCUCCGUCAAGACCAAGACCGUGCGCGUCGUCGCUCCUCUCCUCGUCGGCUCCGUCAAGGCCUUCCCGGGCUUCGGGGGCGGCGCCGUCCAGGCGGCGCCCGCCGUCCCGCCGAACAACGGCUACCCGUACCCGGUCCAGGGCAACCCGUACCCCUACAUGAUGAUGCCGCAGCCUCCGCCCCAGAAGGAUUGGACGGACAUCGUGCCCAUCCUCCUCCUCCUCGCCGGCUUCGCGUUUCUCUUCCUCAAGAUCCAGGACAACAACAACGCGAACGACAACCGCCGCUACAACGGGGACGGCGCCAGCGACUACCGCUACCUCGACGGC
Molecule: messenger RNA, 543 nt
Organism: Aureococcus anophagefferens
Lineage: Eukaryota; Pelagophyceae; Pelagomonadales; Pelagomonadaceae
Exons: 2
Source: RefSeq, a predicted model, not a curated record